UGAUAAUCUAACUGGCAAUUUCAAGUGAUACAAUGUUAAAACUCUUAUUGUUUCUAAUGUUAAUUAAUGCAAUAGAAUAUCAUGCAUAUACGCAAGAAAAUUAUGUUUUAAAUGCUGCAUUGAAACAUACAUCUAACGUUUUUAAAAAGUUAAAAUUAAACGAGGGUACUGAAGAUUUAAACGAAAAUGUGAUACUUCGAAUUAAUCAGACAGUUGUGGAACAUGUUAGAAAUACAUCAAAAAUAAUUCUUUCUCGUCGUAAACGAGAAUUAUCAGAAGACUUUAACAAAGGUAUCAAUACACUAAAUGGAUUUAAAGAUUUUAUUCAAUUAAAUUUCCGAAAUGUCCGUGAUGUCAACAUUUUUUCUCUUAAAAAUGGAUACGAAGUAAUUUGGUUCGCUGCGAUUUUAGAUGGCUUUGGAGUAUCUCUACUUCAAAUAAAUAAAGACUCUCUUUUUCACGUUACUGCUUAUCCUGUAACUAAUGGGACACGGUUAAUUGUAAAUGAGUGCAAUUAUGGAACACUCUUAAUAAUUCAAAAUCAGGAUAAUUCUAUUCAUGUUUUGCGCCUCAGUAAAGUUAAUGAUAAAUACUAUUUACAUUUAAUUCAAGACUUGGAGUCCAAUGAUAUUAGUCAUUUAACAAUAUGGAAUGGAAUGAAUCAAUUACAUCUAGGCAUUUCAUCACAGUCAAGUACCUCAAUUUUCACCUGGUUUGGGGAUUAUUUUGAUUUAGUACAAGUUAUAAAUCUUAACACCAAGAAAUUAGUGCCUUUUCAAAACAAGGGAUUCAUGUAUUUAGCAGCAACUGGAUCUGUUACUCUUAUUUUUAAACAUUUUUUAAAAUCCGAUGAGUUUUUGGUAAUACAGAAAUUACCAGCAAGUAAAGAUGCCUCAUUUUUUCAAUUAAGAGAAGGCCAUUUUACAGAUAACUAUCUAAGCUUAUCCACAGAGUCAUCUGUUGUGAUAUACAAAGAUAUCCAUGGUCGGUUUGUACCAUUUCAGCAGAUUCCUUCUGGUAAACCUACAGUACCAAUUGUUUCAAACAAAGCAAUUUUAUUCUUUACUUUACAAGAAGAUACACUAUUGACUUAUCAAUACAAUGGCUGGAGAUUUAUAGAAUUGGAUGUGAAAUUGCAUGGAGUUCAUCGAUUGCAGACAGUUAAUUUAUAUGGAAAACAACUGUUGUUAAUGAAAUAUAAAAAUGAUACAUGGACACUGAAACAAUUGAUAUGGACUAAAAGGAAAACUUAUAAAGAUAUACAAGAAGAAAUCAAAGCAUGGAAUAUUAAAGCUAAGAACAUAGCUCAGAGACAAUUAAAUGAAAUUUCAAAUCUAAACAAUUCUGUUCAAAUUUUGAAUGGUCAUAUUGAUCAGCUGUUUGUUCACAAUGUAAAUCAGCAUAAUUCAAAAGCAUUAAAGAAUGUAUCAGUACAGUAUAAUAAAGUGAGUUCCAAGCUUCAAGAACAGAGUAGCGUUAUAAAUAAUAAGUGGCACUCGGGCAAUGUAACUGUUACUUCUCUUAGCGCAAAGAAGAUUCAAAUGAGAUGUAAAACAACAUGUAGGAUUAAUAAAGUAAAUAUUAAAGGCAAUACCGAUCUUCUGUUAAAGUUAAAAGUGCUGCCUAACAAAAAUGAAGUGUCAAGCUUCAAGACAUUGAAAGUUAAAGAGAUCAAGAAUUGGAAGUGUCCAAUUUUUAAUUUACUUAUAGAUAAUAUUGUUGUUAGUAAGUCAAUAAAUGGAAUGUUAUUGGAAAAUUUACAUAAAAAUACCUUAAAAAUAACUGGUAAUCAAACAAUCUUAGGGAGACACAGUUUUAUCAGUAUCAAUGUUACAAAUACUGUGAUGCCACUGAAUAUUGCUUCGUAUUUUGCAAAGAAAGAAAUACAAGCAAAAAAGGUGAAAGUUAAAGAAUUAACUUUAACAGAAGGUGGAAUUUUACUGCCAUUAAAUGGUUCGUCUACAGUGAUCACUGGUUCGAUAAGUGCAUCUAGAAUAACAGUAAAAGAUAAAAUUCGUUUACAAGGAUCAGUAACAGGCAGCUGGGCAAAAAAUUUUUCACCCAUAAAAUACAUUCCUGAUUCCAUCAGCAUAUACCACGAUGUUAAUAUAGAAAAUGCUAGGAUUGAAAAUUUGCAAUCUACAGAUUUAAUUAAUAAUAAAACAGGAUCAGUCAAGGAUAUUUUGUCAAAUGCAAUAACUUUGCAUGAGAAUGUACCAGUAUCCUUAGUAUUUUCAAGCCAAAAAACUAAAUGGAAUAAUAUUACUAUACACGGUCCUCAAAAUUGGGUCACCGCAAAUUCUCAAAAUGUAAUAACAGGAAAGAAGCACAUGCUGCAUAAUGUAGAAAUAACAAAGUUUUCCUAUGAAAAUUUGAGAUUUCCACGGAUUGAAACAGCCUUAUGUGGUGCUUCUAUAAUUGUACCUGAGAUCAAAGCCACAGUACUAACAGUAAAUAAUGUUACAGUGAAAAGUCUAACAAGUCCACAUGUCUUUGGAAAUUUGGCUGAUAAAUCAGGAUUUAUUUUUAAACCACUUAAUUCAUCUGCUGAACGUUACUACUAUUACUACAAUGUUAAAGCGAAAAAUAUAUUUACAUCACACACCAGUAACAUAAAUUUAACAAGUAAAGCAUUAGAACGAUUUACAAAUUCGUGGGUUGAACCUAACAUUCUAAAAAGUUCAAUUGAAGCAACAGAUUUAACGAUUAAUGUUCUUCAAUCGUCUAUGAAAUUUUAUCCAAAGUGGUCCAGAGUAAUAAGAAAUGUGGUAUCAAAAAAAAAUAUUUAUGUAGGUAACAUCAAUAAAAUUAAUUUUACUGAUUUCUUAGUCAAAGCUAUAAAGCUUGAGGAUAUAAUAUCUUUGAGAAACGUAACAUUCAAUAAUGGUUUCACUACGAAUCACAUACACAUUUCCUAUCCCUUAUUACCAUUAAUUCAAACAGAUAAAGAUCUUAUUCUUCAUAAAAAAAGAAUUUCUGGAAAUAUAGAAGUUAAUGUGAUAAAUCUACCCUACCUUUUUGGACUCGAGAAAAAUCAUACCUCAGCUAAUAUUAUUAUUAAAGGAUCAGCAAUAUUUCCAACUGAGCCAAACAUACAUAAUAUAAAUAAAAAUAAUUUAAAAGACUUGUUUAUGCGAACGUGGAUAAUAACAACUGCUACAACUUUUGUUGGGAAAAAUCUACAUGUUACAGAUGUUGUAUUAAAGGGAAAUAUUACUAUAAAUAAUUCUACUAAUAUAUUAUAUCGUGAAGCAUGGAAAAAUAUUUCAGAACGUGUUCUAAGUAAAACAAAAGUACAAACAAUAAUAGUUGAUGCUUCUUUAAAUACUGUAGAAACUAGUUCGAUUGUAGGUUCAAAUACUUCAACAAUAGUGUCUUCAGUGUCAGAUUUUAAUUAUAUGUUUAAUAAUUCUUUAAUGAAAGGUCGAGCACAAGAUGUGAAGGCAAAAUGGACAUUUGAUAAAUUAAUAAUUCUAGGUAAAAUGAAUGCAAGAAAGAAAAUUAAUAAUAUGAAUCUUAAAACGGAUGUUAUGAGAUAUGAUUCUAGAAGAAAUAUUGUAACAGGAAAGAAAACGGUGCUAAUUUUGACUACAAAAAAUUUGAAUGGUUUAAAUUUUGCCGAAUGGGCUGAUAGUGCUUUAAUACCAAAAGAGAAUCGUGUAAUAAUCAAAGGGCAGAAGCAUUUUCUAACUGCUGCGUUCAACGAUAUAACCUUAUCUGGCACUAUAAUGGGGCACUCUGUGGAUGAAGCAUUAUUACAAUUCAGAAACCAAACAAUACAUGGUCAAAAAAUAAUUCAUGGAUCUAUUCGUGUAUCAAGAAUUUUCAUCGAUGGUCUAGUGAAUGAUGUAAAUUUAACUAACUUAAUAGACCAUCAAUUAAAGAAACAAAGUUCAUUGCAAAAGAUAGAAACAACUAUUGAGUUACAAAAAAAAUUAAUUAUAACUGGAAAUCUCAUCGUUAAUGAUACUUAUGGAGGAGCAAACAUGAAGAACUUUGAAAAAAGUUAUUCAUAUAUACCAUUUAUUACUGAUAAAUCAAAUAACUACUCAAAAAUAGCUGAAACAAUUAAUCUAGCAUUGAGAAAUCAUGCAAAUUACAUACACAAAUUGGAAAUUGUAAAAAAUAUUACCAGUAUUUCUCGUCAAGGUACAAUAAUGCAAAGAGAACAGUGUAAAGUUAGAAAUUUCUCUAAAUAUUGUGUAAGUGAACAUAUAGAAAAUAUCGUCUUUCGAUCAGACACAAAGAACUCUAUACUAAUAAAAUCAAUUUUCCUGGAAGAAACCGAGUUCGUUGUCUGGAUAAAAUUCCAUUUCGUUUCUAUUUAUAAAUACAAUAAUGUAAACAAGAAUCUUAUUCGUGUAAAAGAUUUACAUAUUCCAAGAAUAAUAGACGCCUUUGUAGAGCAAAUGUUUAAUUCUUUAUGGAUCAUUUUACGAUUAACUUCGCAAACUUUGGUGUUACAUUAUCAGCCGUGGCAAGAGUUACAAGAAUACGUGUUACCAGCGACAGACGUAUUUGCACUGAGCCGGUCUCCGAAUAAUCAGUUAUUAUUAUUCUUAUCGAGCGGUGUUUGGAAUCUCAAAGGUCUCGCCAGCCCCCAAAAUAUUAUUGAAAUUCCUUUGAAAGGACAGGUACAAACUUUUGUUAAUGGCUUCGAUUAUUUUGUCAAAUAUACUUCAAGUAAUAAUACCAUUUUAACGAAAGUUCGAUACGUAGGAAAUUGUUAAUUUUAUUUAAUAUAUACUUUGUUUGAACGUGUAUCAUUAUUAUUAUUAUUAUUAUUAUUAUUAUUAUUAUUAUUAUUAUUAUUAUCAUUAUUAUUAUUGUAUUAAUGUUUAACUUUUAUUACCCUAGUGUACAACCGCCAUUAUUUAGCCCUAAGGAGUGUAUUUAAAUAUUGUAAAAUAUAUGUAAAAUUACUUAAAAUGUAUAAUGUA
Molecule: messenger RNA, 4940 nt
Organism: Osmia lignaria (orchard mason bee)
Lineage: Eukaryota; Metazoa; Arthropoda; Insecta; Hymenoptera; Megachilidae
Source: RefSeq, a predicted model, not a curated record